This is a messenger RNA of Brassica oleracea var. oleracea, 1724 nucleotides long. RefSeq names its product chaperone protein DnaJ. The record is from RefSeq and is a predicted model, not a curated record. Gene Ontology annotation, molecular function: ATP binding; heat shock protein binding. Gene Ontology annotation, cellular component: cytoplasm. Lineage: Eukaryota; Viridiplantae; Streptophyta; Magnoliopsida; Brassicales; Brassicaceae. The transcript is spliced from 11 exons. The coding region runs from base 1 to 1512 and encodes 503 amino acids. Gene Ontology annotation, biological process: protein refolding; response to heat.
AUGCCUCGCUCUACUUUGAUUCCAUCCAUAAACCCAGCUCACAGCUUCCGUCAUCAGUUCCCGCUAUCCAGUCCUUCGUUCUCUUCUCCCCCCAGUUUUAUGCGAUGCGGAAAUCGCCGUCGUGGGGUCACCAUGGCCGCCGGGAAGGAUCACUACAAAACUUUGAAUGUCGGCCGCAACGCCACCUUGAAGGAGAUCAAGAGCGCGUACAGAGCACUCGCUCGCAAGUAUCAUCCGGACAUGAACAAGAACCCAGGAGCUGAAGAUAAGUUCAAACAGAUCAGUGCUGCUUAUGAGGUGUUAUCUGACGAGGAGAAGAGAUCCGCGUAUGAUCGCUUUGGCGAGGCGGGUUUAGAUGCCAAUUUCAAUGCUUCACAGGAUGCUUCUCAAGGAGUGGACCCAUUUGAUUUGUAUAGUGCAUUCUUUGGAGGUGGUUCUGAUGGAUUUUUUGGAGAAAUGGGUGAUUCUGGAGGCAUGGGUUUUGACUUCAUGAAUAAGAGAAGCCUUGACCUUGACAUCCGGUAUGAUAUGCGGUUGAGCUUUGAAGAGUCUGUUUUUGGAGUAAAGCGUGAGAUUGAUGUUUCUUAUUUAGCAACGUGUGAUGGAUGUGGAGGAACAGGUGCCAAAUCUAGUAAGGACGUUAAACAGUGUAGCAAUUGUGGUGGUAAAGGGCGCGUCAUGGACACUCAGAGAACACCCUUUGGAAUCAUGUCUCAGGUUUCCAAUUGCUCAAAAUGUGGUGGUGAUGGGAGAAUCAUAACUGAUAAGUGUCGAAUGUGCAAUGGCAACGGGAGACUACGGUCUAGUAAAAAGAUGGAUCUUGUUGUCCCUCCUGGUGUCAGCGACAGAGCCACAAUGCGGAUGCGAGGAGAAGGUAACGUGGACAAGAGAAGUGGACGAGCUGGAGAUCUGUUCAUCGUGCUUCAGGUUGCUGAGAAGCGUGGGAUCCGGAGGGAAGGGCUUAAUCUAUACUCCAAGAUCACCAUAGAUUUCACAGAUGCAAUACUUGGGACUGUCACAAAGGUAGAAACAGUUGAGGGAACAAUGGAUCUUCGGAUUCCGCCUGGAACUCAGCCAGGUGACACUGUGAAAUUAUAUAGGAAAGGAGUUCCAGACACGGAUAGACCUUCAGUUCGAGGUGAUCAUUGCUUUGAAGUGAAGGUUUUGAUCCCCAAAAACCUAAGCGAGAGGGAACGCAAGUUGGUAGAGGAAUUCUCGUCGCUUAGAAGAUCUAGCAGUAGUACUGAAACUCGUCAAGAGGAGCAUAGAUUUGACUCAGAGUCCAGAGAAAAACCGUCUUUGUGGCAAAAAAUGAAGAGUUUCAUAAGGCCAGAAGAAGAUUCAAAGACGAAGUUUGGGACAAUGAGCUUGAACUCCUCAGUGCCACUACGAAGAAUGAACGAGGCAGGGACGUCGAUUGUUUUCCCCUUCUUGGCUCUGUGCGUUAUAGCCUCGGCUGUUGCAUUGGUUCAGAAAAAGGGUAAUCGCUUGAAAGAAAAGAAAGAAAUCUAAUUUCGUCAAAACCCUAUACCCAGAUGGAAAACUUUGGUUCCAAGUAAACAGAGAGCUUUAACCAGAUAAACAUGAUUUUGAAGAGCCAUUUCAUUGAUAUACAAUUCUAGUUUAUAGGUUGAACUUGUUUGUUGUAGAAAAACAGAAGAGGUCUUGUAUGUAUGUUUUAUCAUUAAUUUAUGGUUAAAAGAGUUCUGAUAAAACGAACAAUG